Messenger RNA from Chilo suppressalis (striped riceborer), 1259 nucleotides. Lineage: Eukaryota; Metazoa; Arthropoda; Insecta; Lepidoptera; Crambidae. The record is from the annotation of a GenBank genome assembly.
GCGGCAGUUCUGAACACGCCUGAAAGUGGCGUGUCGUGCAGCAGGCGAGUGUCCUGGAUUGUAGACCCACACCCACAGUGUGCACAAUGUUGAGGGUUUUGUGUUUUGUGUGUGUGAUGUUUGGCGUAAACUGUGUUUCGGCGCCGUUUAUCAAACCGUGUGCAAAAUCGGACUCUGCGUGCAUCCAGGCGUCAGCGCGAGCGGCAAUACCGUACUUCAUUACUGGGGUUCCCGAGCUGGGCAUCUCGUCGCUGGACCCGCUCAAGCUGGCCGUCAUCAAGGGCGACCAGGAGGGGCUCCGGCUCACGUUUACGAACACUGUCGUCACGGGACUGAGGGACGCCGCGAUUGAGGACAUCAAACAGGAUGCUGGCAAGCUGACGGUGACGGCUCGCAGCUCGGUGGCGCUGCGCGGCGACUACACGCUGGGCGGGCGACUGCUGCUCUUCCCCAUACGGGGGGAAGGGAAAUAUAACAUCAAGAUCCAGGACAUCGUCAUCAAAUCCACCGUCGACUUGAAGUCGGUCGAGGGCGCUGACGGCAAGCCUCACUGGAACAUCACCAAGUGGCGCCAUUCUUACCGGGUGCACACCGGAGCACAAUUUGAUUUUGACAACCUGUUUAACGGGAACAAGUUUCUUGCCACGCCCGUGCACGAAUUCGUGAACCUCAACUGGCGGGAGGUGAUGCAGGAAGUAGCGCCGCCGAUCGUGCGCGCCAUAGUCGCUGUCGUCAUAGACAACAUCAGGGCACUCUUCAAUAUGGUGCCCAUCGAUGAACUUCAGUUAUAGUGAUGGAGUCGAUACAUUUGUUAACUUUUGAAUAUUUUCUUUCUCCAGAUUAGCGUUAUGUUCUAUCUACUUUUAUCUACCAGUUAAAUGCUUAAGCGUAUUUAAGGUAGCUAGCUAUCUAAAAUAAUCUUACGAUCUGUGUUUAAGCUUACGAUCAAGGAAGUUGUUUAAGACAACGUUAACAAAGUUCUAUUUGUGCUAUAAUAUUUUCGAUUCUUAUUGCUUGGUGCAGUGUAGAUUAUAGUUUUUAUUCACGGGGAACUUUAUUUUAUAUAUAAUAUGCAGUGAGAAUUGUGACUUGUUUCCGUCCAUCCAUGACUUGCGCCAAUGACUCUAUCAACCAUCACAGCAAUCUUCAAAGAACGGACAAUCCCGUAAAACAGUCAUGCUAGUCAUAGUUUGUUUUCUUUUUAUAAUAAUUAAUAAAACUUAUAAUUAUAAAUUUUGUUGUUUCAUUUUGAACUAAAG